This is a messenger RNA of Drosophila innubila, 1457 nucleotides long. Its product is annotated as zinc carboxypeptidase. The transcript is spliced from 4 exons. The record is from RefSeq and is a predicted model, not a curated record. Lineage: Eukaryota; Metazoa; Arthropoda; Insecta; Diptera; Drosophilidae. The coding region runs from base 74 to 1342 and encodes 422 amino acids. Gene Ontology annotation, molecular function: zinc ion binding; metallocarboxypeptidase activity. Gene Ontology annotation, biological process: proteolysis.
GUCCAUGGUACAGUGAACGCUCGCACGUUCCACAAAGCAAACACGCAGAGUAAAGGGCAAAGCGAAAGCCAGGAUGAAAGUGUCGGUAUUAGUGGUAGCUUUGCUAUCCUUGGUCGUAUUGGCCAUGUCCAGAAAACCAAUGGCAACGCGCUAUGACAACUUCAAAGUGUACAAAGCUUUUAUCAAGGAUAACGAACAGCUGGAGGAGUUUAAGAAAAUGCAUCAGCACAUGGAAAUUCACUUGCUGCAAGAUAUUGGAGAUGCCAAUCGCAGUUAUGACGUCAUUGUCGGGCCUGCAUAUCAGGAUAUCUUUGAGAGAACCCUCAACUUAUUGGAUAUUAAAUUUGACGUUAUGAUUGAGGAUUUGCAGGCUUUGCUGGAUGAGUCUGCCUAUGAUCCGGAUGCACCGAUGGACUGGGAAACGUAUCAUCCGUUGGAUAAAAUCUACGAUUGGGUGGAUGAACAAUGUGCAGCUCAUGAUUACCUCGAGUGCAAGGUCAUAGGGCACUCGUACGAGGGGCGACCCAUCAAAAGCAUUCGACUGUCGAAGCGUGAGGGCAACAAAGCCAUUGUAAUUGAGGGUAACAUUCAUGCCAUGGAAUGGAUUUCAUCUGCGACAGUCACCUUCAUUCUGAAUCAGCUAAUCAACUCAAAUGAUAAGGAAAUACAGCGACUGACAGAGGAGUACGAUUGGAUUGUGCUGCCGAUGAUGAAUCCCGAUGGAUUUGUCUACACACACGAAGUGGAGCGUUUGUGGCGUAAGAAUCGGCGUCCCAAUGGGUUUACGAACAAAACGGGUCCCUGUUAUGGCAUUGAUAUGAAUCGCAACUUUGACUUCCAUUGGAACGGUGCUGGCUGGAACCUUGAGGACCCCUGUGAUCAUUGGUUUGGCGGCGAGAAGCCCAACACGGAGAUUGAGAUAUUGGCACUGCAGGACUUUGUUAGUUCAUUCGAUGAUGGCUACAUUCGUGCCUACAUGGCCUUCCAUGCCUAUGGCCAGUAUGUCCUGUUGCCUUAUGGACACUCGAAUACGGAAUUUCCGCCCAACUAUGAUCAAAUGAUGCGAAUUGCCGCUGCCUUUGCCGAUGGUGCACUUGAUUCAUAUGGCUCUGUUUUUACAUAUGGUGCCAGCGGGUUAUUGAACUAUGUUGUCUCUGGCGCUGCCAAGGAUUGGGCAUAUGGUGUUAAAAAUAUACCAUUCACCUGCACCGUGGAGCUGCGUGAUAAGGGCACAUUUGGCUUCUUCCUGCCAUCCAAUCAAAUUACGGAAGUCGGCGUUGAGGUCACUGAGGGUCUCAAGUCUCUCGUUGUCAAAGCAGCCGAGGAGGGCAUAUUCGAUUAGACGCGUUGGCAUGAGAACAACUGCUUAGCAUAUAAAGCAUCCAAAAGCAACGAUGGAGAUUAAAAUUUAAUAAUUUAAAAAUUAAUAAAUAUUUUUCUAUAGAAUGAGCAUUUUA